AUGUCUCGUCUGUGGAAUAUCACGUACCCCCAUCUCUCUCAGCCUGCCGGUAAGGAAUAUCGUUUCGCAAAGCCGAGAAGCGACCGGCAGCCACGUCCGCUGUCCCUGCUAUCCCUGCGGCAUGUUGCGUCUCCUCUUUCUACCUUGCCGAGCCAGCUAGUCUCAGGCUCCCCGAACAACGAUACGCCGACGUUGCAGCUCAAGCAGAUAACAGCAGUCCAGCGCGACCUGUUCUUCCAGGCCCCAUCCCCGCACCGGCUGCUCCUCAACCCCCGUACGGCGAAACCAUAUCGCGAGUCUGCAUCAUCGACUCACAGAGGCCCGAGAUCUUUCAUCGCAUCCCCAGUUGACCUGUCUUCUCAUUCUGUGCGGGUCUGUCGAUCUGAUGCCAUCUAUACAUGGCAGCGCCCGGACCUGCGAGGCGUGUACGGCCACGUUGGCGAGGAGAUCCGAGAAUCGUGCGGUUGA
Heterobasidion irregulare TC 32-1 is the source of this 468-nucleotide messenger RNA. RefSeq lists its product as uncharacterized. The coding region runs from base 1 to 468 and encodes 155 amino acids. Lineage: Eukaryota; Fungi; Basidiomycota; Agaricomycetes; Russulales; Bondarzewiaceae. The transcript has 2 exons. The record is from RefSeq and is a predicted model, not a curated record.